AUGUUGUUCGCGGCUUCCACUUCCUCUGCUUCCAGCAGCGAUGUCAGCACCUUAGGCUCUCUCAACCACCGGCUGCUUGGACAUAAGUCAACAAUGAAGAUACAGCUGGACAACUACUACACCAACAGGGUGUAUACAUCUUCCUCGCGAUUGUCGGGACACGUCGCCAUCGAGGUUGGAAAAGAUACUCAUUUCGACAAGGUGCAGAUCCUGUUAUUAGGCACGAGCAGGACCCGCGUGGAUAAUGUUCACCACCCUCAGCUCACAUCGCACACUUUUCUAAAGCUUGAAAUGCCCAUCCCGGAAGCAUCAUAUCCUAUCCCAAGGCUCUAUGAGGCAGGCCGUAUCUACAAUAUUCCAUUCAACUUCACCAUCCCGAGCCAGCUCACGAUCAAUGCUUGCAAUCACAAUAUCGAUACCAACGCUGUUCACGAGAACCAUGUCUGUUUGCCGCCCUCAAUGGGAUCAUGGGGAGGAAAGGAUGACUUCUCUCCUGAGAUGGCCCACGUUGACUACAGCAUUGUUGCACGGCUGCUCGGAGAAGAGGGUGAGAGUGGGAAGAGGUUUAGGAUCAUGGAGGCGAGCCAGUCAGUAAGGGUCCUUCCCGCAUAUUCGGAGCAACCGCCCCUGGAUAUCACAGCGCACGAUAAACUAUACAAGAUGUCGAAGACCAAAAAUUUGCGCAAGUCAAUCUUAUCUGCCAAAGCCGGAACAAUCACUGUGUCGGCAAAGCAGCCUGGUGCUGUCUUUCUCAGUCCGGAUGGGGCUUCUGCUUCGAGCUCCAAGGCGCAACUUGAACUCGUCUUUGAACCCGCCUCAAGCCAGACCUUACCACCAACGCCGACGGGUGUGACUACUAAAGUAACUGCUCUUACAUACUUCAGCUCGGGAGCAAUCAACGGCUUUCCCAAUAUGGGGGAUUGGGUCAGGUCAUUCGGAGCAGAUUCUCGCGGCUCAUAUCCUUGCACAACGUCGCUCAAGUCGACAGCGGCUCAACCAGUCAAGUGGCAACAGCACAUCAAACAUCAGGCACGUAGAGACUCUGGAUAUGCCAGUGACUCCAACUCCGAUUCAGAGCACAGCAGCGAUCAGAACCGCCGAAGGGGCAGCAAGAGCUCACACAAGGGAGCCUCGCCUAUCUACCACACGACUACUUUACAGGUGCCGCUCGAUCUCCCUGUCCAUAAGAAGAUGUUCAUUCCAAGCUUUCACUCCUGCAUCCUGUCGCGGGUGUACAUUUUGUGGAUCACGGUAUCACUUUCAACCGGCGGUUCGAGCUCGAGCAUCAACCUUGCGCUUCCCUUGCAAGUUGGCGUUCACAGAGAGGAUGCAUCCACCAAUCCGACGGGGCUCCCCUCAUUCGAGGUUGCUAUUGAAGACGCUGAAGCAGAUGAUCACCUAAGGCCGCGGACACUACGUGUUCCUGAUGUUGAGUUUGAGCGCCACGCACUACCCGGCUAUGCGGAUGUGAUUGCCGGACGGACUGCAAUUGCGAAUUGA
Messenger RNA from Neoarthrinium moseri, 1500 nucleotides. RefSeq lists its product as uncharacterized. The record is from RefSeq and is a predicted model, not a curated record. The transcript has a single exon. Bases 1 to 1500 code for a protein of 499 amino acids. NCBI's taxonomy places the organism in Eukaryota, Fungi, Ascomycota, Sordariomycetes, Amphisphaeriales, Apiosporaceae.